AUGAAACAAAAAAUUUUUGUUGAAAAAUACCAUAUAAGAAAUAUAUUUUUCAAUAACCAAUAAAAAACUUCAAUUAAAUUAAAACAACGGAAAUAUUUUUCUCUAGCAACAAUUUCAAAGUAUUAUAUUAACUAAAACUAAAUUUUAGAGAAAUUAAAAUAAUUUUUUUUAAUUAAAAAAGGGGAAAAAAAUAGGUAAUAUUUCAAUCUAGAAGAUAAGAAAAGUGUGUUAAGUAAUAGUCCCACCCGUAUCAGCAUAUGUGAAUAAGCUUAAAGUAGACUUAAUUUAAGACCCACAAUAAUAGCAGUAGUCAUUAACUCAACUCAUAAGUUUGAAAGCUUAUUUAAAGACAAGAAAACACAAGAAAAAAGAAGAACCCAUAGAAUUAAAUUAACCGAGACCAAACAGAAAAUCUCUAGGGUAUUUUUGAUCUCUUCUCCAACGUUAUCUAAGUGGUUUUAACGAAAAACUAUAUUUAUUAUUAUCAUAAUUAUGUUUUAGCGAUACUUUAGCAUUUUAUAUUCUAUAUCAAGUGUAUACAUAUAUACAUACAUAUUUUAUAAUUCACUGUAACUUACAAAAAUCUAUUUAAUAAGCUAUUCUAUCUCUUAUAAAAUAAAUUUACUUUGA
Messenger RNA from Tetrahymena thermophila SB210, 630 nucleotides. Its product is annotated as transmembrane protein, putative. NCBI's taxonomy places the organism in Eukaryota, Ciliophora, Oligohymenophorea, Hymenostomatida, Tetrahymenidae. The transcript is spliced from 2 exons. The record is from RefSeq and is a predicted model, not a curated record.